This is a messenger RNA of Megachile rotundata (alfalfa leafcutting bee), 886 nucleotides long. RefSeq lists its product as uncharacterized. NCBI's taxonomy places the organism in Eukaryota, Metazoa, Arthropoda, Insecta, Hymenoptera, Megachilidae. The record is from RefSeq and is a predicted model, not a curated record.
CCUAUUCCUCCCUACUUCCUUACUUCCAAUAAUUCAUAUGUGCUAUACCUAUUUUGCCGGAUACGAGUCAAAUUGACUCACCGUUUUAGACACACGUAACUUAUUUCCUUUGCAUAAAAUUCUUUUGUAAACGUUCUGGUAGGAGAGUUUUCAUGUUAUAAUUUAUUCAUUCAAUGCUGUAAAAUUAUUUGUUGCAAACUAUCCUGUUGAAAUCUUUCAUUUUGACUUAUGGCACCGGAGAAAGUAGUGCAUUUGUCGCAAAACAAAACCCGAUAACUGUAGGCAUUGUGUCUAAAAGAAAGAAACAGGUAGCCAGAUUGUAUUAGAGGUCAGUGGCUGUAACCCGAUGCAAUGUUAUGACUAGCUCGCGUGCGACAACAAAGAGCGACAGAGAAAGCAACUGUCUUUCUUCAUGACUUCUUUAGAAGAUAAAUUCGAAGCUGGCAGUUGUCGAUCGGCCAGCGAAGUGUAUCUUCACAGUGCUUCAUUUGUGUUGCUAAGUGCCCUAUAUAACAUUUUGUCUUUUGAAGGAUUUUUACGAACUAAGAUUAGGGUUGAUAUUAUGGCAAAACAUCGAAGAGAUCUCGAAUUGCCAAAAAAACUGACGCAAAUAAGGGAAUGCCAAUCAGACAUAGAAUCUGAUGCAUCUGAUGUGGAACUGAAUGAAAUCGAAAAUGAAACGGAGAAUCAACCUAAUAGCAUUGAAUUUUCGAGCAGUGAAGUUUCAACACAUAAAGCUGCUGAUGGGACAUUAUGGGAAACAUUGAAAGAUAGUAGAAAUACUGGUAGAUUUCCCAGUCAUACCAAAUUCAAAGAUGUCUCAGGGGCAACUUCUUAUGCCAAAAGAAAAGUAAAACUUGGUUGUGUAAAAGUGCUUUCAAUUUGA